This is a messenger RNA of Fomitiporia mediterranea MF3/22, 4120 nucleotides long. RefSeq lists its product as uncharacterized. The coding region runs from base 74 to 4030 and encodes 1318 amino acids. Lineage: Eukaryota; Fungi; Basidiomycota; Agaricomycetes; Hymenochaetales; Hymenochaetaceae. The transcript is spliced from 9 exons. The record is from RefSeq and is a predicted model, not a curated record. Gene Ontology annotation, biological process: protein deubiquitination; double-strand break repair via homologous recombination. Gene Ontology annotation, molecular function: ubiquitin binding.
GAGGAGCCUGGGAGACGUGCUUGGUGCACACAGCGAUGAGGAUACUGGUCGCAAGGCUCAACUAGACAACUCUAUGGCACCAUCUUCAGCGCGGCGCGUAUCUUAUGUCGUUCCCUCGCCGUCCACCGCCGUGCCAAAGUUACGCUUGCCACCGGAAGGCACUCCUAGAAAUGGCCAGAUAGGCCCUAUCCUCAUACCCUCAAACAGCGCUGCAGCAGAGCACCAUGGAAAGAAGUCGCGUUAUCCCCGCCAUAGAUUGGGUGUGGCUGCUUUUGCCUUAGAUACUUCGACGCAAUUCGUCGGUCGCGAUAGCCCCGAAGGCAUUCUCUAUUCAGGUGGAAGGGAUGGCAUGGUAAUGAUGUGGGAUCUUGGCAUGGCGAUGAAACAGCGAGUACCUAAGUUUGGCUCACCCGGGCAGGACGGGAGCCGCCGUAUGGGCCGCUGGGAGAAGCUGACGAUCGACGAGGACGACGAUAAUGCUAUCUAUGAGGAGGAAGACGAUGAAUGGCUAACGAGUGAUGGCGAUGUGUUAGGAGAUGUCAUAGGCAGCGGUGGAAGGCGAGCUUCACGUUAUUGGUCAAAACAAUUCGACAUUCCGUAUGGGCAACGUUGGGAGCUUGAUGUCAAUUCCGUCAACCCUGGGCAGCCAGCAUAUUGGAGAAAACAUGUUCAGGCUCACACGGACUGGGUGAAUGACCUUCUGUUGUGUAAUCUUAACCAGACAGUCGUAUCUGCCUCGUCAGAUGGCACCGUCAAGGCUUGGAGCCCACACAGCUCAGCGGCUACUCUUCCCUCUACCAUAGGUACCCAUACUGACUACGCUCGGUGCUUAUCACAAUGUCAUGAAAGAAAGUGGAUCGCUUCUGGUUCUUUUGAUCGGACUAUCAAACUAUGGGAUAUGGCUGAGCCACGAGUUGAUCCAUUGAUGACGCUUGUCUCUCCAGACGCAGUGGGCCCAAAGUCUUCUGUGUAUGCACUUGCAUCGGAUCCGUCUGGCCAUGUCAUUGCGGCAGGCGGGCCUGAACGCGUGGUACGCACUUGGGAUCCGCGUUCGGGCAAGAGGACAGGCAAACUAGUGGGACAUACGGAUAACAUCCGCGCAAUUCUUAUGUCCGAAGAUUCGAGAUACCUUCUCACAGGUUCCGCCGACGCGUCAAUCAAGCUGUGGUCCAUACUCUCUCCUCAACGCUGUAUCUACACGUUUACUCACCACACAGAAUCGGUGUGGUCCCUUUUCUCUUCUCACCCUGCUCUCGAGACAUUCUAUUCUGGUGAUCGUUCGGGUCUUGUUUGCCGCGUCGACGUAGAGGAGUGUCAGCGCGUUUACCAAGGCGAAUGCACACUCUUAUGUAAAGAUGACGGUGAACCGAAUAUGGCUUCCUCAGAAGGUGUUAGCAAGAUUAUUGCCAUGGAUGACCAUCUCGUAUGGACAGCAUCAGGAAGCUCUAGCAUACGCAGAUGGAGAGUUCCCCAGAGUCAAUUAGCUCGAGCGGUAUCUAGCAGCCCGCUCGACGAGUCCAGCAGGUCCCAGUCGUUGCACCGACACACUUCGGCUACUAGUACGUCACGUUCGCCAGGUCUCCCCGAUGGCACCUCUGUACGGCGUACUAGAGGCCAAUCCUUAACUCCGUCAAUUUCAGCAUCACUGGCUUCACGCGAGUCGUUUGAGUUCGAGUCCGAAGACAAUGCUUUGAAUGGCAUUCCGUAUGAGAGCUUAAUCAAACUCUGUGCACCAAAUGGACACCAUGGAACGUUCAGCAUCACCUCACGAAGUCGUGAAGCAGAAGUUUCCACGCUUUAUUCUGCUACAUCUGCAAAAUCUUUAACGCGACAACCACGUUCUCCAACCUCCGGGACGUUCCCAGGUCAUGCAUACUCACAUCCUCAAGGCCAUGUUAGUGUGGGUACACACGGUGGCUCCGGACGGAGAGAUACAUUGGUCCCACCUGGAUUAGACGGUCCGGUCGUUCCACUUCCUAACACUCGCUUGGCCUACGAGGAUCGUGACGUUGCUCCUGAUGCAACUCCGCUCGUCAAAGAGCCGGAUCUAGUUAUCGAAGGCGAGCAUGGCCUUGUCCGUGUUCUGAUUAUGAAUGACCGCAUGCACGCCCUGACAGUCGACACGACAGGUGUAGUUGCAGUGUGGGACAUCGUUCGAUGCCAGUGCCUUGGUGUUUUUGCUAAGGAAGACGUACAGAAUGCAAAUAAGAGUGCGACGAGCAGUCUGGCCAGUAGUGGUGAUGGUACGAACUCCACGAGGGACAGAAUUUCACCGCGCCAGGCACUAGAAAUCGUACGGGAUCGUAUUGAAGGCGAAGCCGUCGUGAACACGUGGUCAAAUGCGGACACGAAGAUUGGGGAACUGACUAUCCAUAUCUCCGAAAGGUGCUUCGAGUCAGAGAUCUUCGCGGACGAGGCGGGCUAUGAAAGAAUAUAUAGCGACGAUCACCGCUUAAAUAUUGGAAAAUGGGCCUUAAGAAAUUUAUUUAUGGGCUUCAUUCGCGAAGAGCAACGUUUGGCGGCGAAGCACGCUCACGAGAAAGGUGUACCGUCAGCGUACAAAGGUGGGCAUUCACAACGAGGCAAUAGCUCUGGACAUCCGCGUGCAUUGUCAGAUUCGUCUGUAGGCGAUCGAGUUCCUGGCCAGUUCAGUUCGACAGCCGAUGUGCCCCCUGUACCAGCUUUGCCAUCUGACCUAGCCUCGGGAGUAGCACUUAGGUUACAUGGUCUGUCACCUAUCGCGCAGUCUCCCGUAGGUUCGGCUGGAAGCGACACUCUGACAACGCCAAAGCCAGCGACUUACGUACGGUCAAACUUAGGCGGUGCAUCCGUUACAGCUGAUGAAGCAACUCCUACGGCAAACCCCUCUGUUGGUCUUGCAGGGGGUGCCUCUGCUGUUCCUACAUCUCCGACUGCAACAACGACACCAUCUGCUACAACUGCCUCGGCAAGCCAUGACUAUUUUUCUCUCCGGCGUCGCCCGUCUACGUCGCAAUCAACGUCCACUACUCAAACAGCCGCGGCACCUGCCGAGGAUGACUUCUCUGGCUGGGGUGGCCCAGGAAGCGCAAAAAGUUCGACAGCUCACGAAACUGCCCCUUCUACACCAAGUACUCCUGGAGGUGGUCUCAUGGGUCGGUUAAAGAACUUGGGAAAAAGCGCGCGUAGGGCGGCGACGGAAGCAGAGACUCCUUCAGCGACUACUCCUUACACCGCGGAUGCUUCUGAGACCAAAGUGGAGGGGCAUACCUCGUCAUCAUCAUCACAUCCUAAAUCUGCAAUCGAGCGGUUAAAGUCUCAGCCUAUCACCCCGCCUUCUUCUCAUGAAGCACCUGUUAUUUCGCUCCCGAGUGAGACCGCCAUCAUUGUUUCGGAAGAAUUACCGUCGGGUUGGUCGCCUGUGUACCGAGGUACGGUAGGGUGUGUAGGUGCUGAUGCACAGGUGUUGGAAGAGGUUUUGCCAGAAUGGCUUUUGGAGUUCUUGCUUGCGAAUAAGGCACCGCCUGUACCGCUGGCGAAACUUAGUUUUGUACUUCUUCCUGCGGUUAUUCCACCUGAUUCUAGAGAGAUCUAUGGGGAGACCUUGCCGGAAUUGCUCAAUACCGCUCAGUCGAAACUGUCAGCUAGUAGAUUCCUGCGCGUGAAAAAGCUGACAUAUCAUGUCCAGGAGAAACUUGACAAGAACCCUCAAUCCAAACCAGCUUCACCUCGUUCUUCAUCUGAUGCUCCCAAUACCAGCCGACCAUCGCUAGGCCGUGGGAGCCCAGCAUACGAUGGUUCCAGUUCACCAGCGGCGUCUCGGUCGUCAACGCCUCGACUUUCGCCUAUGCACCUGCAUAAUCAUGGAACGCACCUUCCACGUGCUGAAGAUGUGUAUGAGAUUCUGUGCAACGACCAGGUGCUUUCGCUUGAGAUGACGCUUGCGGCGGUGCGACAAUUCGUAUGGCGGAGUUCUGGGGAGCUUAUCAUGUACUAUCGGAGGAAAGCGAGACAUAGUCCUUCUCCUGUUACUCCUGGUAUAGCAUAUUGAGGUAUUGAGGUAUAGAAUAGACGAAUUGUGAUAUGGUUAUUUGGACUCUGGACAAUUUCCCCUUCUUUCUUCACUAGUAUUUUGAUUCCA